AUGUAUCGUAGCGAAUAUGUGCGUCAUUUGAAGAAUAAUAAUUAUCAUUUGCCAAUGACUGACUUGUCGUCCAUGAUUUCAUAUUCGUGGAAGAAGGAGCCAGAAUACGUCAAAAAGGCAUACAGAGAUAUUUCUUCAGACGCUGAAAAACUGUAUGCGCAGAUAAAUUGCUUUCAAGUCAACGAUGCGACAACUGCAGUCUCGACCAAAGUAAAAAGAAAAAACAAGCCGAAUUUUAUUACCAAAAUAUCAAUGCGAGUACCAAAACUGACAACCAAUAAUUCGAAAUAUCCCGUAUAUGCACCGCAUACUAAUACGGAACCCACGACUUUACAAGUUUCCGAGUCCGCGUUACCGUUACCUCAGUCUUUUGUCCAAGACAAUUAUAUCGAACCGAUAAAUUCGCCAUUUGACAUGCUGGAAAACAGGAUGGAAACAACGUUCGACAAUAGAAUGACAAACUGUUGCUGUUGUCUGGAAUGCGCGUGGAAACAGCAGCAACAAAAUCGUGGUAAUAUGAAUGCCUCUGCUUUUCAAAAGACUGAUGCAGUUGUGCCUCAGUAUUCUUCUUCCGUCACCACUUCCUCUCAUUAUGUGUGCCCAACUCAACCUCCUACCUUAUUUACUCACCAAAUUACAUCUCAAUUUAGUCUAUCAUCUCCUCCAAUCUUUAAUAAUUAUGCUUCAACUUUGGGCUCGUUCUCAUCUUCGUUCACAACAUUUCCUAGCUCAAACAAUGAAUACAGGAUGCCUAUAUCGCGAAAAUAUACUUGA
Molecule: messenger RNA, 774 nt
Organism: Paraglomus occultum
Lineage: Eukaryota; Fungi; Glomeromycota; Glomeromycetes; Paraglomerales; Paraglomeraceae
Source: the annotation of a GenBank genome assembly